AUGGGCAAGCGCAAGAAGUCGAGCUCGAAACCCCAAGGGCCCAAGAAGAGAGAGCCUCUUCCCACUUCGUUUUCCUGCCUCUUUUGCAACCAUGAGAACUCUGUGAUCGUUAAGUUAGACAAGAAGCUUGGCCUGGGAGAUCUAUCUUGCAAAGUUUGUGGCCAAAAGUUCCAAACUGGCAUCAAUUGUGAGCGCCUUUUCACCUUGAGGCAUCGACCCUUCACUGACAACGCUUUGAAAGACCUUUCUGCCCCCGUGGACGUGUAUUCGGAUUGGGUAGAUGCAUGUGAUACGGUUGCGAAGGACACCGCCAACCAAUACGACCCGCCGAGUCUUAGCCAAUCAGGCCACCGAGGGACCAACAAGCAAGAUAUUUCAGAUGAUAUUGGCCAUGGGGAUAUCUUUGAUGAUGACUACUGA
Messenger RNA from Penicillium paradoxum, 420 nucleotides. Its product is annotated as transcription elongation factor 1 family protein. Gene Ontology annotation, biological process: transcription elongation by RNA polymerase II. Gene Ontology annotation, molecular function: RNA polymerase II complex binding. Gene Ontology annotation, cellular component: transcription elongation factor complex. The transcript has 3 exons. Bases 1 to 420 code for a protein of 139 amino acids. The record is from RefSeq and is a predicted model, not a curated record. Lineage: Eukaryota; Fungi; Ascomycota; Eurotiomycetes; Eurotiales; Aspergillaceae.